UUAAAAUUUUGCACCUUCUUUUGUCAAGUAUUAAAACGGCCUGACAAAAUUAAGUAUAAUAUUUUAAUGUGAUUUUCUAUUCAAACAAUUUCAGAAAAAAUGGGAACUGUUCAUGCAAAGGAUACAAACACAUCUAGAGAUACAAAUCAAACUUCAAAUAAGAGUAAUGAAAGACAGAAUUUCACAAAGAAUGAUUCUCCACCAGAUUUUUAUGAAAAAAUGAAUUUUCUUGAACAGAAGAAAGAGCAAACUGGAAAGCAACCUGAUCUUCAUUUAGUAAAGGCAAGAGUUGACAAAGUACAUGUAGAUGGACUUAUGAGAACAAAGGAUGACAUAAUAAAAAGCCAAGUAACAGAACUUUUUAAAGCUCAAAAUUUUUAUGAAGUGAUUCAACAUGCCUACAAUGUCAGAGAAAAGCUGCAAAAUUUAGGAUGUUUUGGGAAUGUUGGAAUUUUCAUUGAUACCAGUCAAGGUCCUCGUGCUACCCCAGAAGGCGUUGAAGUAACCUUUAUAGUACGUGAAAUGAGACGUCUAACAGGUGGAAUUAGCACUAUGGUUGGAAAUAAUGAAGGUUCAGUUAUUGUUCAAGCAAAGGCACCUAAUUUAUUUGGAAGAGGAGAACGCGUUCAAAUGGAAUAUUCUUAUGGUUCAAAAAGCUCAACAAAUAUUAGUAUAGCUGCUAUUAAACCAUUUUUACACAGUUGGCUCCAUACAGUUUUAACUGGUAGUGUGUUCAAUACAUCCCACAAAUUUCCAUGGUCUGGUUUUAAUCAAACCGACAAAGGUCUUUUAUUAGAUAUUGCUCUCAAUCCAGAUGGAGCAGGUAUAUUAAAGCAUAAUUUACAGUACGAAGCGACAUAUAGGGAAAUUAUUUCUUUAAAACAAGCAUCGAUCUUUGUUCGAGAACAAUGCGGUCCAAAUUUGAAAUCUGCAUUGCGACAUAUUUGUUCUAUCGAUAAAAGAGACUCGUUAAUAUUUCCCACAAUGGGAAGUCUUAUACAGUUCUCAACAGAAGUAGCUGGACUCGGUGGAGAUAUUGGGUUUGUUAAAAAUGAUCUUACUGUGCAAACUAAUUGGACGCCGCAUGAAUAUCUAACCUUCCAGCUGGGUUUUCAAUCUGGGUUGCUACGAGGAUUUAGCGGUGAUAUGAAAAUAAAUAUUGCUGAUCGGUUCUUUUUGGGUGGACCACUGAAUCUUAGAGGAUUUGAUACGAGAGGUUGUGGAUAUCGCCAUGAUGGUAAUUCUAUAGGGGGCGAUGCAUAUUGGGCAGUAGCACUUCAUUUAUACACACCAUUACCAUUUAGACCUGGCCGUAACGGUUUUGGUGAUCUAUUCAAGUUACAUGGAUUUAUCAACGGAGGAAAUGUAUCGAAUUUUACGUUCAAGUUUGCUAAUGAUCACAAAGAAAAUAUGAAAAUUUUUACGGAAAAUGUUCGUUGUGCAGUUGGUGGAGGUAUUGCGAUGAAAUUUGGAAAUAUAGCGAGAAUAGAGUUAAAUUUAAUUAUGCCACUACUAUACCUCAAAAGUGACAUAUUGCAACAAUUUCAAUUUGGUAUUGGAUUGCAGUACCUAUAA
Messenger RNA from Habropoda laboriosa, 1575 nucleotides. Its product is annotated as sorting and assembly machinery component 50 homolog. The record is from RefSeq and is a predicted model, not a curated record. The transcript is spliced from 8 exons. Gene Ontology annotation, cellular component: outer membrane; SAM complex. NCBI's taxonomy places the organism in Eukaryota, Metazoa, Arthropoda, Insecta, Hymenoptera, Apidae. The coding region runs from base 100 to 1575 and encodes 491 amino acids. Gene Ontology annotation, biological process: protein insertion into mitochondrial outer membrane; mitochondrial respiratory chain complex assembly.